Macadamia integrifolia is the source of this 403-nucleotide messenger RNA. RefSeq names its product SPX and EXS domain-containing protein 3-like. The record is from RefSeq and is a predicted model, not a curated record. Gene Ontology annotation, cellular component: cytoplasm; membrane. The transcript is spliced from 4 exons. Bases 10 to 336 code for a protein of 108 amino acids. Lineage: Eukaryota; Viridiplantae; Streptophyta; Magnoliopsida; Proteales; Proteaceae.
GAUUGGGAUAUGAGUGGUUUCUCUGGGAUUUUCAAGGUCAACAAGCCGCAUGUCUGCUCAAGUCUGUUAUAUGGACGUUCAUGGAUUUAUUUCUGGGCUAUUGGAAGCAAUUUGAUUCUCCGCUGUACCUGGACAUACAAGCUGUCUGCUCAUCUCCGCCAUAAUUACAUGACUGUGUUCACAAUCACAGCCUUGGAGAUUCUCCGUCGCUUCCAAUGGAUAUUCUUCCGUAUAGAGAAUGAGUGGAAUAAGAUGAUGAACGCAAAUAUGGAACUCCCUACAGGUGCUAUCCCAAAGGAAGAAGAAAAAUUACUUGGUUCCACUAAUGCUGUAUAAACCAACUACACGGGUAUUGUGUCCUCCAAUAUUAGCAUAAUAUUAAAUUUAGUUUUCUUACUGAUUC